UGCACACAUCACGUGACACCUCGGAAUCAUCUGAAGUAGACUCUAAUCUGAAGAAAAGGAAAGAAAACUCGAGCAGCGGUCGACAGCCUGCAGGCUAAUGCCCUAAUUUUCAUCAUCACGGUUUUGCUGCGUUUCAUUGUUCAUUGUCAGUUUGGUAAUGAAACCGAUACGAAGGAAAGCAGAGAAAGCUAGUGGCAUGACAGCUUACUGACCAAAGCCAAUAGCACGACUUUAAUCUGCUCCCGGCCUCAGCAAAACAGACACAUCGACAGGAUUACAAAAAAACAUAGAAAAUGGUUGUGACAAGGCGAUCUGCUCGUCUGGCUGGCGGAGAACAAAACGAAUUGAGUUCUGAUCCAGAAGUCGAUAAAAACAAAGCUGUGAUAAAUGGGACGCCUGUUAUUGCGAAUGGAAAAUCCAUCGACACGAAUAAGAAAGACAAAUCUGAGAAGUCGCACCCCAUGGUAUUUGUUGUCUUUGUAUCCUUGCUCCUUGACCUGCUGGCCUUCACCAUGAUCCUGCCACUGCUACCGGCUCUUAUGGAGCUUUACAGGAAUCAUGACGACAGCGGUCUCUUUCAGUGGCUGUUGACCAGAGUUCAAUAUUUCCAACAAAUACUCGGAGUACCUGACCGCUACAAUUCCGUUCUUUUCGGAGGAUUUUUAGGAUCGUUGUUUUCUUUUCUGCAAUUUGUUGCCUCACCGAUCAUGGGCGCCUUUUCAGAUCGCUUUGGACGAAAGCCCGCUAUUCUCAUUUCAUUAAUUGGAAUAUCAGCCUCAUACGUCCUAUGGGUCCUCUCGAAUAAUUUUGCACUAUUCGUGUUGGCCAGAAUCGUAGGCGGACUGAGCAAGGGCAACGUUAGUUUGUUCCUUGCUGUAAUUGCUGAUGUAUCAACAAGUGCUACCAGAGGAAAAGGAAUGGCCCUCGUCGGAAUUGCCUUUUCUGUUGGGUUUGUCUUGGGACCAUUGAUAGGAGCGCUUUUUGCUCAGUGGUCUUACACUCAGGAGGGACAAAACUGGUUUGUUGUUCCGGCUUCGCUAGCACUGGCUCUAGCCGUCCUCGAUAUUUUGUUUGUAGCAUUUGCUUUCAAGGAAACCCUUCCUGAGAACAAACGAGCCAAAAGUGUUGCGACGAGUGUUUCACAAGCGUUUGCGUACAUCAAUGUGAUGGAUCUACUUAAGUUCAGUGCAGUGAGCAACUUAAGCAAACAAAGUCAAAGUCAGCUGCGCCGAAUCGGUCUGACGUACUUCCUGUAUCUCUUCCUUUACUCCGGCCUCGAGUUCACCCUUACAUUCCUAACUUAUCAUGCAUUUGGAUACACUCCUAUGGAGCAAGGCAAGAUGUUUGCUUUUAUUGGCAUAACUAUGGCUGUCUUACAAGGAGGCUACGUUAGAAAGGUGCCAGAGGAGAAAACUCACUCGGCUGCUCGUCUGGGUCUGCUGUUGACUGUCCCAUCGUUCCAAUUUGUCGGUCUUGCGGCAUCCCCUAGCAUGCCGUAUAGACAAGUCUUCCUGUAUAUUGGCCUCUUCCUGUUUGCAGCCUCCACUGCGUUUGUCGUCCCUUGUAUGUCCACUCUUGCUGCACAGCAUGGUAGUCAUGAUCAAAAGGGAAAAGUUAUGGGGAUACUGAGGUCGCUCGGAGCUCUUGCUCGAGCUUUGGGUCCAGUAGUUGCAUCAACAGCUUAUUGGAGUGUUGGAUCUUCAUUUACCUAUAUAUUUGGAGCUUGUCUUUUGACCAUUCCAUGGUACCUGAUCAAAAAAGCAAAAUAAUAGUACCUCUACAGGGGUACAAGAAAACGCCAAUUCUUUGUCAGUAUUAAUAAUCAAGACCAAAACGAACAAAUUUUUUAACUAAGUUAUAUUCUUAAUUAUUACUUGAAGAAAAUUUGAUUGUGAUGUCUAUCAGUAUUUUUCUAUAUGCUUAUAUGUGGGGAUUUUUUAGUCUUAAAUUUAGAAAUUUAGAAAUGUUAUUUAAAUGCAUGGGAUGUGUGUAAAAAUAUAGUUGCAAAUAUAC
Molecule: messenger RNA, 2013 nt
Organism: Neocloeon triangulifer
Lineage: Eukaryota; Metazoa; Arthropoda; Insecta; Ephemeroptera; Baetidae
Gene: rtet
Product: major facilitator superfamily domain-containing protein 10
Exons: 10
Coding region: 294-1769 (491 amino acids)
Biological process (GO): transmembrane transport
Cellular component (GO): brush border membrane
Molecular function (GO): transmembrane transporter activity
Source: RefSeq, a predicted model, not a curated record